GCUGGUAUGUCAACUAAGCAUGGCAGUAAGGCACUGAGAGUAUUGGAGUAUUGCUUUGUCUGGGCUGUUGGUGGUUUAAGGCUUUGAUAUGGCUUUUGGAAUUAAUUUGGGGAUUGUGUUCCUUUGCUCAUUGUUUGCAGAACACUCAAGUUUUACAUGGGCUCCACGUGAUGCCCAGAGAGUAAGAGGCUAUGGGUUUUCUGGCUCUUCCAGAAUGGAAGUUGAGCAGAGGCAAACAGGUGGCAGCUAUCCCCAGGAUCAAUUCAGACCAGCCUCUCACACUUCUGGUUCGGUCCAGAGUGAAGCUACUUACCGCGGGACUGGAUACAACACACUCGGAGGCUUUGCUCCAAGCUCCCUCCAGCCAUCCCCAAGGGGCUCUGGAUCUAUCCCCAGCAGUUUUACCUCCGCCCAGACAAAGGGUAAGAGGACCCGUGCCAAGAAUACUGACAUUAGCCUCUCUGGUUCUAUAGCCAGUGGAUCCUCUUUCACCCACAACAAGCAUCAAACCAAGGCCAGCAGAACCUAUGGUCAAAGUGUCACUGACCCCAGUGCAUUAAGGCCAGUUUCAAGUUGGGAGGUAAAGAGAAUCCAGGCCAACACUCUUCGUACUGUACAGCCUCACUCCGGCAGCUCUGGACUAGUCCAGAAUCCUGAUGUUGUGUUUAAUGUCCAGAGUAGAACUGCCUCUAACCUGAAACCAUCUACUCCUAACUAUGGCUCUACCCAGAGUGAAUUCAAGUUCUCCACCUCCAGACAACCCAACCAAAGCCUUGUCCAGACUCGGAGUAGAGGAGCCCCAAGCCUCUAUGGUCAAACUGCCUCCCUCACCCACUAUGUCCAGGACCUGAAGCAAGGGAGCAGCUUCCCUUCCUUGGCUUUCAAGGGACCAAUGGAGAUCUCUGCCCGGUCAAUUUCCACUCCUGACCGUGAAGUUCCCUCAAGUGGUUCUUCACAAACUUCAUUUAGACCAGGUCCUCUGAGUUUUGGUUCUACUGAAGGUGGGAGUGCAACAAAAAGCUACAAGCCUAGCUUCUCCCAAGAUGUCAUGCAAUACCAGAGCAACUCUGCCAGUAGAAGUGUUUCAACUUCCAAUCAAUAUGCCCAAACCUCUGGCCAGAGAAUAGAUGGAGCCUCUACCUCAAGUCGCGGCAUGCCUACUUCUAGCCUGGCCUCUCGCUCCAGUCUUUUUCACCCCAGCUCUACAGCUAGUGGAAACUCCUAUGGCGCCUACAAGCCUGGCUCUGACCUUGGUGCAACACCAAGCCAAAGCCUGUUUACCUCUAACCAAGGUGGAAGGGGUUCAACAUACAGCCAGAAUCUCCUUGCAAAACCUGCCCAAGGGAAGUACGGACAAAUGUCUGCUCAGUGGGGGAGCUACAGGCCCAGCUAUUUGUUCAAUGCAGUGAAAUCCAACACUAGCUCUGCCAGACGUCCCACCCAGAGCUUCUUGUCUAGCAGCUAUGGCCCUACCCAGAGCAGGACCAGCAGUGCCAGCUCGAUCAACCUUCGGCGCUUUGGCCUGACCAUCAUGCACAGCAUCCCAGAAUUGUACGGCGGCUCUACAAUCCACCGGCUCAAAGACCCUACUCGGUAGGAGUAGUGCCUCCCCUAGCCACUCAACCCAGCUCUUCAAUUGUCAGCAAGCCACGGCCUAGCCACGGCCUAACCACUAUCUGCCAAGCAGAAAGGCCCUAGCACAACCUAAAUUGAGUCCAGAGCUUUAGGGGAGUCCAGAACAUGACAAAGUGGGAUCUGUAGCCACCAGUUGAGGUGCUGUGACCUGGAAGUGUUGUCAGGACUUCUCUACUUCAAUUGUUUUAAAUAAAAUUUACUAAUACAUA
Messenger RNA from Oncorhynchus tshawytscha (Chinook salmon), 1844 nucleotides. RefSeq lists its product as uncharacterized. Bases 89 to 1597 code for a protein of 502 amino acids. The record is from RefSeq and is a predicted model, not a curated record. NCBI's taxonomy places the organism in Eukaryota, Metazoa, Chordata, Actinopteri, Salmoniformes, Salmonidae. The transcript is spliced from 4 exons.